AUCCGGUUCACUGAACGUGACUGUUUUGGCCCACGAACAAAUACGUGUCCCUCCUUUUUACGUCAGUGCAAGACACUAACCAAUUUCCCGUUGGCCAUUCCUAGUGGGCCCAAUCGCAACUUCUAGUAAAGCGGGACCACACACAUUAACAACAAGAACCAACAGUGGCCUAAUAUACACACAUCCAUAAAAUAUAUAGCACUCUUCUCCUAUGAAUAUCCAUAAAAUAUAUAGCACUCUUCUCCUAUGAAUAUCACAUUUCAGCUCCCCAAACAAGCACCCCAUGCGAUGUGAUCUAGAGAGAUAGUGAUGGAAUAGAGAGAGAAACAUGAGAGGCAAAGGAGGAAGCUGCAUAGCAAGAUCUGAAGAGUACUGUGCAAAUGAUGAUAAGUUUAUAAUCAAUCAUAUAAUGCUCCGUUACCGGCCAAUUGCACCCAAGCCCGCCGGUGGUGAAGUGUCAAUGCCGGAGAACAACAAGGCGGUCACUCCAAAACGUAAAAGAACAGAGAGGAAGUACUCUACCGUUAGAAGGAGUAAGAAAAGAGCUACGGCUGCUACAGAUUGCAAAAAUUAUGAAGAAAUGGCUGCAAAGAAGGGAUCACUUGUGACGCUACAAUUGUUGCCAGAGAAAUCAGUCGGCAAGGGUAUUUUAGAGGGAGGAUCUUCGGGUGGUCUUGAUCCUACCGGAAUUACAAAAAAAACACGUGAUGAUCAAGAUCCACCAAUCUGCAGGUUGAACUCAAUGAAUAAGAAUGUAGUAGUGGGAGCUUAUGGUGGGUGUGGGUCAGAUGCAGAGGAUCUGACAGCAAUGAGGAGAGUGGUGGAGUCAUGGGUGGUGGUGGAAUGCGUGACGGAGACAAGCAUGGACGGGAGAGGAUUAGGGUCAUCGGACAUGGAGAAGGUGAUGAAUCUGGAGGUGGACGCGUGUCCGGCGUUGGUGUCGGAUGGGUUAAACAGGGUGCAGUGGGUGAAUGAAGCUUAUAAGGAGAUGGCGAUGGAAGCAGCAGGAGGAGGGUGCAUGCAUAUGGUUUGGUUGGUGAUUGAAAGAGGAGAAGUGUUUGCCCUACUUUUACCCAGCGUUUGCAUGCAGAGUGAGAGUUGAGUACACGUGGCGUAACCACAAAUGGUCAAGGACUGUGCCAUGUGAUGUUUGGAGGAUGGAUUUUGGAGUGUUUGCAUGGAAACUGGACGUUAAAGCUGCACUAUGUCUGGGCCGUUGAAGUAAUUCACAUACAACUUAACCAAUAUAACAACCUAAUCAAUCUAUAAUGAGGGAAAGAGAUGAACCUCUUAAAUUACUCCGGUCAUGGGGAAUCGCCAAACGAGUAGAAAUGUACACUACUCUUGAUGAAGUUAACGAUAAUGUAUUAAAGUUGAGUUUGUGGUACAAACUCCAAUCCAAAAUUAUGUUUCACUAGUAGUAGGGGAACGCAAAGUUCUUUGGAUUUGGAAUGACCAUGAUGUAUGUAAGCAAGAUAUGGUUGAAGCAUAAAGUAGAUUUUUCUAUAUGGAUGUGGGUUUUGAAUCCUAAUCCAAAACUUUGAAACUGUUCAAAUCAAUUUGAUUUUGUGCCAAAUAUUGCUCUCAGGGGAGUUCCGAUCAGACUAUAUAAUACAAGUUCGGUGACUUGGGCACCUGUCAACAAUCAAAAGCAUGACACCCAACCGUUGAAUCUCACCAGAAUUAUAUCCAUUUCUCUGGCUGCAGAUACAAGCACAAUUCCUAAUGAGAGAUGAAAUUGCAUUCUAUCUAAC
Molecule: messenger RNA, 1754 nt
Organism: Cornus florida
Lineage: Eukaryota; Viridiplantae; Streptophyta; Magnoliopsida; Cornales; Cornaceae
Exons: 2
Coding region: 329-1102 (257 amino acids)
Source: RefSeq, a predicted model, not a curated record